GAGAGAGGCAAAGAUAUGAUCCCGCAUAGACAUCCGUGCCAUUGCCAGCCAGAUUCCUCUUGCUGGGACGAGUAUUUCUCUUUCACAUUUGAUCAUGCCUUGCAUUGCGCGGCGGUGUCAGACGAGGGGCGAGCGAUGUACAACGGCGGUCAGGCGAGCUUGACCUUCUGGAGCCCCAACGUGAACAUCUUCCGCGACCCGCGGUGGGGCCGCGGCCAGGAGACACCCGGCGAGGACCCCGCCGUCUCCGGCCGCUACGCCGCCGCCUAUGUCCGCGGCCUCCAGCAGCCCUACGGGGGCGCAGGUCGCCACGGCGGCCACACGCGUCUCAAGACCGCCGCCUGCUGCAAACACUUCACGGCCUACGACCUCGACAGCUGGUCCGGCACCGACCGCUUCGACUUCAACGCCAUCGUCACGCCGCAGGACCUCGAGGACACCUUCAACGUCCCCUUCCGCUCCUGUGUCGCCGACGGCCGCGCCGCCAGCGUCAUGUGCUCCUAUAACCAGGUCAACGGCGUGCCCACCUGCGCCGACGAGUCCUUCCUCCCCGGCACCAUCAGGGGCAACUGGCACCUCGAGGGGUACAUCGUCUCUGACUGCGACUCCGUCGACGUCUUCUACCGCGACCAGCACUACACCAGGACCCACGAGGACGCCGUCGCCGCCACGCUCCGGGCCGGCCUCGACCUCGACUGCGGCCCCUUCCUGGCCGUCUACACCGAGGGCGCCGUCGCGCAGCGGAAGGUGUCCGACGCCGACAUCGACGCCGCCGUCACCAACACCGUUAUCGUGCAGAUGCGCCUCGGGAUGUACGACGGCGAUCUGGCCACGCAGCCGUUCGGCCACCUCGGCCCGCAGCACGUGUGCACGCCCGCGCACCAAGAGCUGGCGCUGGAGGCGGCGAGGCAGAGCGUCGUGCUCCUCAAGAACGACGGCGCCGCGCUGCCGCUCUCACGAGCCGCGCACCACACAGUCGCCGUCGUCGGCCCGCACUCCCAGGCCACCGUGGCCAUGAUCGGGAACUACGCCGGUCAGCCGUGCCGGUACACCACGCCGCUGCAGGGCAUCGGCAGGUACGUGAAGACCACAUUACACCAGGCGGGCUGCACCGACGUGGCAUGCCAAGGCGGCAACCAGCCGAUCGCCGCUGCCGUCGACGCGGCCCGUCGUGCUGACGCCACCGUCGUCCUGCUCGGCCUCGAUCAGAAGGUCGAGGCCGAGGGCCUGGACCGGACAAGCCUGCUCCUUCCUGGUCGCCAGGCGGAGCUCGUCUCCGCUGUGGCGAAGGCCUCCAAAGGGCCGGUGAUCCUCGUCCUCAUGUCCGGCGGGCCCGUCGACAUUGCCUUCGCGCAGAACGACCGGAAGAUCGCUGGCAUCCUGUGGGCAGGGUACCCCGGCCAGGCCGGCGGGCAGGCGAUCGCCGAUGUAAUCUUCGGUCACCACAACCCAGGAGGGAAGCUGCCGGUGACAUGGUACCCACAGGAUUACCUGCAGAAGGCGCCGAUGACAAACAUGGCGAUGCGCGCCGACCCGGCGAGGGGGUACCCCGGACGGACGUAUCGGUUCUACACUGGCCCGACCAUCCACCCGUUCGGACACGGCCUCAGCUACACCAAGUUCACCCACACGCUCGCGCACGCGCCGGCGCAACUCACCGUCCAGCUUGCCGGUCACCACGCCGCCGCCGCCUCCUCCCUCAACACGACGAAGCAUCUUGGCCAUGCCGCCGCCGAUGUGCGUGUCUCGCACGCGCGGUGCGAGGGCCUGAGCAUCCCGGUCCACGUGGUCGUGAAGAACGUCGGAGACCGAGGCGCGCAUACGGUGCUCGUGUACGCGUCCCCUCCGGCUGCGGCCGCCGCGGCCCACGGCGCGCCCGCUCGUCAGCUGGUUGUGUUCGAGAAGGUGCACGUGGACGGGGUCCGAAGGAUCCCCGUGGGCGAGCACAUGCUGACGAUCGGCGAGCUAACCCACCUGGUCACGCUGGGGGUCGAACAACUAGCAGUGUAGUGGCUAAGGAUUCGGACAAUAGCCAUGGAUGUCAACAGCAAGUGUUGGAUAGUUUGGAAUUGGAUUUUCAUGGUGCCAGACACUGUCUCCGCAAAGGUGGAGAGAGGAAUUAGAACUGCACCUGAUUACUAAAAUUGUUCUACGCACUGCAAACGAUUAUGAAACUGGAAGCAAUACAAAGAAUCAUUGUUUCUA
This is a messenger RNA of Triticum urartu, 2205 nucleotides long. NCBI's taxonomy places the organism in Eukaryota, Viridiplantae, Streptophyta, Magnoliopsida, Poales, Poaceae. The record is from RefSeq and is a predicted model, not a curated record.